Messenger RNA from Fusarium graminearum PH-1, 333 nucleotides. RefSeq lists its product as uncharacterized. NCBI's taxonomy places the organism in Eukaryota, Fungi, Ascomycota, Sordariomycetes, Hypocreales, Nectriaceae. The record is from RefSeq and is a predicted model, not a curated record. Bases 1 to 333 code for a protein of 110 amino acids. The transcript is spliced from 3 exons.
AUGGCCAGCUAUUGGGCCAGCAUGGCAGUUGUUCUAAUGCUAAACGUGAACUCCACCACUGUUGAUGUGACCCAAGACUAUGAAGAAGCUGUUGGCUCUCCACUCUACAUCCACAUUCAGAUCCAAAUAUCACAACGCUUGAUAUCGUCAAAGUCGCUCUAUUGCCAUAUCAUUAUAUGUUUCAACGUAACGGUCCUUAAUGACAGCUUUUCUAUGCAAGAUCUAAGCGAUGCAUCUUACCCUACAGCCGGCUUGGAUAUCGAUGUUAUCCAUGAUUUAGAGAAACAUUGUGUCUCCGGACACAGAUCUCAAAGUGGAAGCUGUGAGAAUUAA